CACAUUUUAAGAAUUCAUCAAAAUUUUUACAUUUUUCAAUAUGAAAAUCACACAAGUUUGGGAACACCAAUCUGCGUAAACUGGGAUAUGCUGAACCGAUCCAGACAACUUCUACCGCUGACCCAAAAAUCUGUUCCACUGUGGAGUAGAUCUGCCUUUGGUAAGAGAACUUUAUCUUCAGAGAACUCCAAAAAGAUGGAGCUGCCCGAGGGCAUUCUGAUUGGAUUCGGCAAUCCAUUGCUGGACAUCACCACCGUAAUAGAGGACAACAUGCUCCUGGAGAAUUACGGACUGGAGGAGAAUGCGGCCAUUAUUGCCGAGGAGAAGCAUGAGAGUCUGUUCGAGGAGCUGGACAACAUGGAUAAUGCACAGUACUCGGCCGGAGGAGCCUGUCAGAACUCUAUGCGUGUCUUCCAGUGGAUCGUACAGACUCCCUAUAGAUGCGCCUUUUUUGGGGCAGUAGGCAAAGAUAAGUUUGCCGAACGAAUAGCGAAGAGAGCGAAAGCGGAUGGCGUAGAGACCCACUACCAAGUGAAGGAGGAGAUGCCAACAGGCACAUGUGCGGUGAUCGUCAGUGGUCAGAACCGUUCGCUGGUGGCCAAUCUGGGUGCGGCGGCUCUCUUCACCGAGGACUGGAUGGACGAGGAGGAGAACUGCUGUGUGGUGGACCGCGCCUCUUACUUCUACAUUACCGGCUUCUUUCUGGCCGUCAGCCCGGAUACUGUGUUCCGUAUGGCCAAGCUGUGCAGCGAGACGAGUCGCACCCUAAUCCUCAACCUGAGCGCCGUGUUUGUGCUGCAGAUGCAGAAGGAGCAGCUGGAUGGCAUAAUGCCCUACGUGGACAUCAUCAUUAGCAACAAGGAGGAGGUCCUAGCCUUUUCGGACACUCACCUCUGGAACACCAAAGAUAUUUUCGCUAUAGGGAAGCAAAUGCAGAGCCUUCCCAAAGAGAACGGCAGGCCACGCAUUGUCAUGAUCACGGAUGCCUUCUGUCCAGUUCUUUGCUUCCAGGAGAACGACAAGAUUCUGGAGUACCCCGUGCCGAAGGUGGACAAACACAAGAUCGUGGACACCAAUGGCUGCGGCGAUGCCUUUGUGGGUGGCUUUCUCUCCCAGCUGGUCCAGAAGAUGCCCCUCGACUACUGCAUCCGCACAGGGAUUUUCGCCUCCAGGCAGAUAAUCGGCGUGCUUGGGGUCACAGUCGAAAAGCUACCUAAAUUCAACGAGAAAUGCAUAUAGAAUGGGUCCUUGCGUAUCACAGAGUGUCACCUUUACCCCAAAUAUUA
Molecule: messenger RNA, 1286 nt
Organism: Drosophila subobscura
Lineage: Eukaryota; Metazoa; Arthropoda; Insecta; Diptera; Drosophilidae
Gene: Adk1
Product: adenosine kinase 2
Exons: 3
Coding region: 88-1239 (383 amino acids)
Biological process (GO): purine ribonucleoside salvage
Cellular component (GO): nucleus; cytosol
Molecular function (GO): adenosine kinase activity
Source: RefSeq, a predicted model, not a curated record